CAGAGCGCUUUGCUCGCGGCGCGGCCUGUUUAUAAAGUUGUUGUUGCGGCUUCCGCCGCGGGUGGAGGAAGAUGGCGUCGGGCGGUGGCGGCUGUAGCGCUUCGGAGAGACUCCCCCCACCCUUCCCCGUCCUGGACCGCGAGCCCGAGGGCGCGGCCGGCGGCUCGGAGCCGGAGGCGGGGGACAGUGACACCGAGGGAGAGGACAUCUUCACCGGCGCCGCGGCGGCCAGUAAGCCCCAGUCUCCAAAGAGCAUCACUUCCCUUCCGCCUUUCUCUCACGGCUCCAAAGAAAAUGGGAUCCAUGAAGAGCAAGACCGAGAGCCUCAGGACCUCUUUGCAGAUGCCACUGUGGAACUAUCCCUGGACAGCACACAGAAUAAUCAGAAGAUGCCAGCCAGAACGCUCAGUUCUCCGUCACAGGAAGCCACAAAUUCUUCUAAGCUCCACUUACCCAGCUAUGAGGAGCUAGAGGAAGAAGAACAGGAAGAUGACUUUGAUUUGACAGUUGGCAUUACUGACCCUGAGAAGAUAGGGGACGGUAUGAAUGCCUAUGUAGCCUACAAAGUCACAACGCAGACAAGCCUACCAAUGUUCAGAAGUCGACAGUUCUCCGUGAAGAGGCGAUUUAGUGACUUUCUGGGCCUGUAUGAGAAGCUCUCCGAGAAGCACUCUCAGAACGGCUUCAUCGUGCCACCUCCGCCUGAGAAGAGCUUGAUCGGAAUGACUAAAGUGAAAGUUGGGAAAGAAGAUUCUUCUUCUGCAGAAUUUCUUGAGAAACGGAGGGCGGCUCUAGAAAGGUACCUUCAGAGGAUCGUGAGUCACCCGACCAUGUUACAGGAUCCCGAUGUCAGGGAGUUCUUGGAGAAAGAAGAGCUGCCACGCGCUGUGGGUACCCAGACACUAAGUGGUGCUGGUCUCCUUAAGAUGUUCAACAAAGCCACAGAUGCAGUCAGCAAAAUGACGAUCAAGAUGAAUGAGUCUGACAUUUGGUUCGAGGAGAAGCUGCAGGAGGUCGAGUGUGAGGAGCAGCGCUUGCGGAAACUGCACACAGUCGUCGAGACGCUCGUCAGCCACAGGAAAGAGCUCGCACUGAACACAGCCCAGUUUGCCAAAAGCCUGGCCAUGCUCGGGAGCUCCGAGGACAACACGGCGCUGUCGCGAGCCCUCUCCCAGCUGGCCGAGGUGGAGGAGAAGAUCGAGCAGCUGCACCAGGAACAGGCCAACAACGACUUCUACCUACUGGCCGAGCUCCUGAGCGACUACAUCCGCCUCCUGGCCAUAGUGCGGGCUGCCUUCGACCAGCGCAUGAAGACGUGGCAGCGCUGGCAGGACGCCCAGACCAUGCUGCAGAAGAAGCGUGAGGCCGAGGCCCGGCUGCUCUGGGCCAACAAGCCUGACAAGCUGCAGCAGGCCAAGGACGAGAUCACAGAGUGGGAGUCGCGCGUGACUCUGUACGAGCGGGACUUCGAGAGAAUCUCAACUGUGGUCCGGAAGGAAGUGAUCCGUUUUGAGAAAGAGAAGUCCAAGGAUUUCAAAAACAACGUGAUCAAGUACCUUGAGACCCUCUUGUCCUCACAGCAGCAGCUGGCCAAGUACUGGGAAGCCUUCCUGCCAGAGGCUAAGGCCAUCUCCUAAUGACCAGAGACGCCAGAGCCACCUGCCCGACGCUGCCUUUUUAUACACUCUGUCUUCCUCCGCCGGAGCCCAGUGACCGUCCUCUGGACCCCUCCACCCCCCGCGACUGUGCCAUCCCUGCCACCCUUAACUGUUCCGUAGCUUCCACAUAUAUUUUCUUACCUGAGAGAAUAGUUUCUUGCUUUAAAGCAAAAGACCUCCAGUAGGUGGUGGAAUUAUGGGCUGGGUGGACUAUGAUAUAAAUAUAUAAAUACAAAUGUAUAUUUUUCAGGAUGUGGUUAGGAACUGGGAAUAACGUUUUCUGUUACUCCUGAUGGUGCCAUGAAAAGAUUAUGUAAUAAAAUCUUUAAAAAUCA
Messenger RNA from Sorex fumeus (smoky shrew), 1993 nucleotides. RefSeq names its product sorting nexin 1 (gene SNX1). Gene Ontology annotation, cellular component: endosome; endosome membrane. The record is from RefSeq and is a predicted model, not a curated record. Bases 72 to 1637 code for a protein of 521 amino acids. Gene Ontology annotation, molecular function: phosphatidylinositol binding. The transcript is spliced from 15 exons. NCBI's taxonomy places the organism in Eukaryota, Metazoa, Chordata, Mammalia, Eulipotyphla, Soricidae. Gene Ontology annotation, biological process: early endosome to Golgi transport; intracellular protein transport.